Chelonus insularis is the source of this 859-nucleotide messenger RNA. It is a transcript of the gene bai, whose product is annotated as Transmembrane emp24 domain-containing protein bai. The transcript is spliced from 6 exons. The record is from RefSeq and is a predicted model, not a curated record. Gene Ontology annotation, cellular component: endoplasmic reticulum-Golgi intermediate compartment; COPII-coated ER to Golgi transport vesicle; Golgi apparatus. Lineage: Eukaryota; Metazoa; Arthropoda; Insecta; Hymenoptera; Braconidae. Gene Ontology annotation, biological process: endoplasmic reticulum to Golgi vesicle-mediated transport; intracellular protein transport; Golgi organization. The coding region runs from base 172 to 804 and encodes 210 amino acids.
UCAAAAAGAAAAAAGUGAUCACUCUCCACUUUCCAAUGGCUGCCAACUCAUCGAAAUGUUGACAGACGUACAUUGACUUUCUUCGUUGUUUCUUAAAGCUUUUACAAUAAUAUUUACUUAUAAAAAAAAAAAAUUAUUGGAGUUAUUCAUUAAUAGUAGUUGUUAUUAAAUAUGAGUUCAUUUUACUACCCUAUUUGGGUAUUACUUUUGGUAAUAGCCAAUGUACAAAGUAUAAUGUUUCACUUAGAGCCGAAUGGGCGAAAAUGUUUAAAAGAAGAACUUCAAGCAAAUGUUCUGGUAACUGGAGAAUAUAAAAUAUCUGAGGCACCUGGUCAACGCGUUGAUUAUACUGUUACAGACUCUAAAGGGCAUGUACUUGCUCGUAAAGAAGAUAUUCCACAUGGAAAAGAGUGGAAAUUUUCAUUCGUUACUGAAAAUGUAGAUACUUUUGAAAUUUGUUUUGUUUCGAAUCUUCCAAUUCAUCAACAAGGUAUGACCCAAGAAGUUACUCUAAUUACCAAGCAUGGUAUUGAAGCUAAAAAUUAUGAAGCGAUGAUUGGAGAAGCUUCGAACUUAAAACCAAUUGAAGUUGAGCUCAAACGUUUGGAAGAUUUAUCAGAAAGUAUUGUUUUAGAUUUUGCAAGAAUGCGUCAAAGAGAAGAACAAAUGCGAGAUACAAAUGAAGCAACAAAUGCUCGGGUUUUAUACUUCAGCAUAUUCUCAAUGUGUUGUUUAUUGGGUCUAGCAACUUGGCAGGUCUUUUAUCUGAGGCGUUUUUUUAGAGCAAAAAAGCUUAUAGAAUAAAAAAAAUUGAUUGAUCGUAAAAAAAUAAAAAGAAAUUUACUGCUUGUACAUUGAU